CUUCCCGGGCCGCACGCAGCCACCGCCACCGCCACCAGCAACACCGAGCGGCUCCGAACCCCGGCCCGCCGCCUCUUAAAGGGAGGUGGCCGCUCUUAAAGGGACCCUCGCGCGUCCGGCGGCGGGGGGGGGAGCGCGGCGGCCCGGUUCCCGGAGGGCCGCGCCCAGCCCUAGGCCGAACUCCACGCGGCAGUCCAAGCGCGGGGCCGUGCCGCCGCCACCGGGAGCAGCAUUUUUAUUCAGGCGACGCUUAAGGGAGCCCGGCGCGCCCGGUGCAUUGUGGGAGCGCCGCGGCCCGUUUUCGGGAGGAGGCGGAGGGCGCAAAGCGAGCCGGUGGAUCACGAGUAGAAAGCCCAGUGGAUCGAGAGAGAGGGCGGGGAGGGGCUGAACUGUGAAGAGUGCAGCCCCAGAACCAUGUCUACUCGGGAGUCCUUUAACCCGGAAAGUUAUGAAUUGGACAAGAGCUUCCGGCUAACCAGGUUUACCGAACUGAAAGGCACAGGCUGCAAAGUGCCCCAAGAUGUCUUACAGAAAUUGCUGGAAUCUUUACAAGAGAACCACUUCCAAGAGGAUGAGCAGUUUCUGGGAGCUGUGAUGCCACGGCUUGGUAUUGGGAUGGAUACUUGCGUCAUUCCUUUGAGGCAUGGUGGUCUCUCCUUGGUUCAAACCACAGAUUACAUUUACCCCAUUGUCGACGACCCUUACAUGAUGGGCAGGAUAGCAUGUGCCAAUGUCCUCAGUGACCUUUAUGCAAUGGGCGUCACAGAAUGUGACAAUAUGCUGAUGCUCCUUGGAGUCAGUAAUAAAAUGACUGACAGGGAAAGGGAUAAAGUGAUACCGCUAAUUAUACAGGGUUUUAAAGAUGCGGCAGAGGAAGCAGGAACCUCUGUAACGGGUGGCCAAACGGUGUUAAACCCCUGGAUUGUUCUGGGAGGAGUCGCCACGACUGUCUGCCAGCCCAAUGAAUUUAUCAUGCCAGAUAAUGCAGUACCAGGGGACGUGCUGGUAUUGACAAAGCCCCUGGGGACACAGGUAGCAGUAGCUGUGCACCAGUGGCUGGAUAUUCCUGAAAAAUGGAAUAAAAUUAAGCUAGUGGUCACCCAAGAAGACGUAGAGUUGGCAUACCAAGAGGCAAUGAUGAACAUGGCACGGCUCAACAGGACAGCUGCAGGCCUCAUGCACACGUUCAAUGCUCACGCAGCCACUGACAUCACAGGCUUCGGGAUUCUGGGCCAUGCACAGAACCUAGCCAAGCAACAGAGGAACGAGGUGUCGUUUGUGAUUCACAACCUUCCUGUACUAGCCAAGAUGGCGGCUGUGAGCAAAGCCUGUGGAAACAUGUUCGGUCUCAUGCAUGGGACCUGCCCGGAGACAUCAGGAGGCCUGCUAAUCUGUCUACCGCGUGAGCAAGCAGCUCGGUUCUGUGCGGAGAUAAAGUCCCCCAAAUACGGCGAAGGCCACCAAGCAUGGAUUAUUGGGAUUGUAGAGAAGGGCAACCGCACAGCCAGAAUCAUCGACAAACCUCGGAUUAUCGAAGUUGCGCCCCAAGUGGCCACGCAAAACGUGAAUCCCACACCUGGGGCCACCUCCUAGUCUAGACAGAAAUAGCUAUCUGAUUUUGUGUUUAAAUAGAUCUAUUUCCUUUAUCAUCACUUCAAUUAAAGACUCUAAGAACAACACAAAUCUCCUUGUGUCUACACAUCUGGUGACCUUAGGUCGGUCUGUGAGUGGAUGCAAUUAAUAAAAUGAAAUCCAUGGCCUUCUUUUCCUGUUACAUUAACCGAAGAUGCACCCAACCUUGAGGCAGCUUCUGAGUUGAGAAUGAUAUUGUUAUCCAAUACUGUUGAUUCAUUUUGAAUCUUUAGAUGCGUAUCUCUUGCCGCGUAGGCGCUUUCUAAAGGUGCUUUUUUGCCACACAGGCGUUACUGAGAGGAUGUCACCUAGCAGUGUGUGUCUUCUCAUUUUCUGUUUAUCCUAUCAGUCUGUCCUUUUUUUAAGUGUCUCAGUUGACAUUCUAGAAAGACAGAAUUGGUAAGUGACAUGAUGGUCUCCCAGUACUCAGAGGGUUGCAUGAUUCCUUCGACCUUUUGGUUUGUAAAGCUGAGUCUAAUAACUCAGGGCAUUUCUUUGCCCCAGGACACUCUCCAGUAGCUCACUCAGUUCAGUAAGGCAGGUGCUUUACUCUGCAUGGAAAGCACUCAGAAUAAAAAAGGAAACAUUCUUUUUUAAAAAAACAAACAAAGCUUUCCUGGUACUUGCAGUAAUACCAUUAACGGUUUUCCUUGCCAAUAGGAAAAAGGAUACUUUUUGCAAUGUAAUUAGAUGUUCUAUAGUGCGACAAGGAACUGCCUUCAGAUAGGGGAGUUCAUGUAUAAUACUCAUUUAUAAUUCAAUAUCUAAUUUACUUUGCAAAUAAUUUUUAAAUAUAAUCAAUAAUAAAGACUGUUCUGUGGAUGGUAGUAUAGUGUUUAAUACAUUUUCUAUUUUGUAUAGUGAUUUCAGGCCUCUUGUUUUAAAUCAGCAGCUAUUUAGCCUAAUUCUUAGCAUCAUUUUGUCUUUGCGCCCAUACUUUUUUGUGCACGCAUUUUGUGAUUUGUGUUAAAAAAAAAAAAAACCUUCCUUGCCAACAUUGCAGCUCAAACUUAAAAGUUGUUAUUCAAAUAAAUAUUUAAUUUUUUUAAUUGCUCUUGUAUAAUCAGAUGCCCUUUUUAGUAUUAUUUUAGAAGCAUUUGGGAGGCUUUUGCCUAAAAUACAAUUUAUUGGGGAAACUAGAUUUUAGUUUUAUAAACUUUUAAGUCUUUCAUGCGACCUAUAUUUUCUUGAAUUAAAUUUUGUAGUUCUAGAACAAAUAGGCAAUCUACAAAGGUGUUAUCUGUGUUUCUUAAAAACAGAGGCUUCCUUAUCUUUCAGACUGUUAAGCAGCUGGGGGAUUCCCGUCUUUAAGCACAAGGGCACUGGGUCCUCAGGCACCUGGCUUCAAAAGAAAAGCAGCACAUCUUCAGGUUUCGCCAUGCUUCCUGCUAACAGGCCCCAAAGCUGUGCUUUAUAAACUCGGCCAACUUCACUCCUCAACACACAAAACCAGGGAACUGCCACUGGGCUGACGGAACCCCUGGAAGGAAGAGGCUGCAGCGUGGCUGUGUCCCUCAGGAGCCCCAGGACCUCCUGGAUGCACCUGCAGCUGGAACUGAAGCCACUGAGCCUGGCCCCGAGCGGAGGACGCUGUCACAAAAGGACACUGACUGGACACUUUGUAGGAAUCUAGACGAUGUUGGCCCUCGAAAGUGCACACCCAUGGUCUGCAAAAUAAAAUGUGUUGGAACCCUCUGAGUGCAGAAAGCAUACUGUUGGGCUUGCUUCUGUCUUGUUUUUUCUUAAAUAGUAGGUGAAGUAGGACCUUAUUCUGUGUACGGUCCAUCCCCACAGCUGGUAUUUUUUUGGUAGAAACCCUGUUGAGAGGAAGUUAGAUUGUUCAUGUCCUGAACAAAUGAUGAAUGAUUCAUAUGAGGAGAAAAUUCCAGGGACUUGGAGGUCCAUGGAUCCAUGAUCUAGAAAAAGCCCUUGUCUUGACUAGUGUUCAGAGUGCUCAGAAACCCUGGGCUUUGUCCACAUUCCUGCCCCUUCCCCAGACCCACAGUCAGUAUUUCUUGCUGUGGAACCAGGUAAUCUGUCCUCAAAGUGUGCCGUUUAGGGCUUUGCAUAUUAAAGCUCGAGAACCACUGAUCUCAAAAGGAACAGUGAGCUGGGUAAAAAGUGGGGCUGUGGGGAUGGCUUUCUUAGCCUUUUGUUUGUUUGUUUGUUUGUUUGUUUGUUUGUUUUUAAUUUCCCGUGCCUGACCUGUGGUUCAGCAUCAGGGUGUGUGUGUUACUAAGUAUUAAUUCUCAUAUAAACAGUUUUGGCAAAGGAGUAUCCAAGUUGAGCAGGCUAUUCCCACAGACUGGGUUGAAGCAAUAACAUUCUUGUUCUUUUUGGCUCGGUAUUUUGCAAUAUUGAAGUCUUCCAAAUUCUGCAUGCCUUGUGAUGAAUAAGUGGAAGUACUCAUGAGUACUCAUGAAGGAGCCCCUUGCAUCAGCAUUGCCUUUAAAAGUGUCCUGUUCGGCUCUGGGGGCAUGGCUCCAUAUGUGCUUCCUGCCUGAUGAGCCUGAGUUCCAUCCCUCCUCUGGACGCAUGUGAAAGGGCAAGAAAACCCGACCUCCAUGUGACGUGUGCUCCUGCACUAAACAAUAAACACACUUAAAAUAGCUUUAGGUGUCACUGUUAUAUAUCUUCAUUUUAUUCUGUAGAGACAGAAAUAAUAGGUAGAUUUUCACUUUGAGAGAUGAUUAGCACAGCAUAGGUGUCUGAGAGACCUGAUGAUAAAAUGAUUGCACACGAACCACACUCAUUUCCACAUCUGAUCAGGCGGUCACAGACAACAUACCCUGCUGCUUACAGCCACGCUAAGAAUCCCCAUAAGAAUCGUGAGACAGGAGACCACAGGGAAACCCCAGAGCCCUGUUGCUGGUGGACUCUGCUUCUCCAAGCGCUGCCUCGCCUUUGUGAGAAUUCUGUGUUAGAUGAGAACAGGGCUGGAUGGGCUAGAACAGUCCUGAAGCAAGUAAGAUGGGCAGCAUUUCCAGCCAUCCAGGCAUGGUCAAGAGCCAUUGGAAGCCAAACUUGCAGGGCAAGAGAGUGAUUGUGGUUUGCUCAUCAUGGGGCAAUUAGGUCUUGACACGUCUCUGUAAGGUUUCAUAUCAUUGAUAGUCCUCAAAUAUCAACACUGUUGAUGUUAAUUGUCCUGGCUAGGUCAUGCUGCCUUUUAAAGGAGUUUAAUGCUCAGGGGAACUGCAUGUAAUAAAGCCCAUAAAACUGUGGAGCUGGACUUGGAACAUGGCUGUAAUCCCACAUACACAGGAGGCUGAGGAAAGAGGACCAGACAUUCAAAGUCUGCCCGGGCAGCCUAACGAGAUCUGCUUUGCUCGCCUCCAGCCCAAAGGAGAAGAAAGUCAGAGGGUAGCUCAGGGGUAGAGCACUUGCCUAGCAUUCACAAGGCCCCAGAUUUAGUCCACAGUACUGGGAAAAACCAAACUCUCAUGGAAAUUAAAUUCACUAGUUUACUGUAAUCAUGGUGUGAUUAUGAAAAAAAGACUGAUGUAGCUUCCAUUAUUGUGUUUCAGGAAUAAAAACAUGUACAUGGAAAUAUGUAGAAUGUAAUGUCAUCCAGGCUUAUUUUGCAUAGUUUUAAAGCAAAAGUUAUAUAAAAUUUGAUGUUUGGGAUAUAUUCCUGGGUUUGGGUCCACUUUGAGAAAUAAAAACAACAACAAUACUUUGAAA
Messenger RNA from Psammomys obesus (fat sand rat), 5313 nucleotides. RefSeq names its product selenophosphate synthetase 1 (gene Sephs1). Gene Ontology annotation, cellular component: cytoplasm. Gene Ontology annotation, biological process: L-selenocysteine biosynthetic process. Bases 415 to 1593 code for a protein of 392 amino acids. The record is from RefSeq and is a predicted model, not a curated record. Lineage: Eukaryota; Metazoa; Chordata; Mammalia; Rodentia; Muridae. The transcript has 9 exons. Gene Ontology annotation, molecular function: selenide, water dikinase activity; ATP binding.